CUGCAGCUACCCAAGACUUGUGGAAAAGUAGGCUCCAAAACUGCUUUCUCUCGCCUCCCCAGAGCCAGAUGGAUGUCAACAGGCUACUGCGACGAGACGGAGCCUCUCCGUUCUUCAGCGUGGCCCCGGGCCAAGCAGACGCCUGAGCGCGCCGCUCUGCAGAGCUGCCCUGCGGCACCAUGCAGCACGCGCCCUCGCCACGCUCAGGAGCACCUCACCGGGUGCUGAAGGCUCGGCCCCCAGGGCGCUGGCAUGCUUUGAAGCCCAGGUCCCUCUCCGGCUUGCAGUUUCACUGACCAGGCCCCAACCAUGAUUCCCCUCCUUCCCCAUCUUUCCUUCCUCCAUGUUGGUAGUCUCCUUGUUCAUUAAAAAAAACUGCUAAUUAUCUCAGCAGCUUGGAACUGGGUUGCAGCAUGGAAUUAAAACCAGCUUUUCAUUUUGGCAUCCACAACCUUGUGUAAUUAAUAAGAAAAGAGAAAGCCAGAACAUGCAGGUCAGCCCUGAGUGUGAGGAGGAGAUCGAUUGGACACAGCCAGCACCAGCCGUGAUGCUCUGAAGCUGGCCUUGGUGAGGAUGGGUUGCAUUUUGGGGCCAAACCAGGAAAAAAGAGGAGGAGAUGAGGUUCUUUCUUUCCUGGUUGUUCCUCUUUGGUUUUUCUCAUUUGAGCUUAAAGUCUGGACCAAGCUGAGCUCAGUGCAAACCCUGGUUCUUUGCCACUCAAUCUUCUGCACCUCUUUUCUGGGGAAGGAAUGGGAAAGCAAUCUGUCUAGGCAUGACCACAUGUUUUCACUGUGUGCCAUGCUGAGAAGAUCAGGAUGCUCCAAGAGAGUGGACUGUUGGAGACAGAUGCUUUGAUGGAGAAGAUGCUUUGAUGGAGAUCUGGAAGACCCCUGAAGGAACCCAAUGGCUAGGAAGUUGAAGGUGGGAUCAGCACCACUUGUGCUCCCGCCGGUGACAGAUCCUCUUCUGGCCACCUUGGCACAAGCAAGCGGUCACCACGUCCAAACAGGAACACUCCCGAUGGCCAUGCCAUGCUGGGGUGACGCAGCCCUUCCCUGUGGCCACCCAGCGUGGGAGGGCAGAGCCUUUGGGCACCAACACUGGCCUCCAGGAGAGGUGGCAGUGCUAGGACAGAGGGGACAAGACCCUUCUCCCGCCUUGCCAGAGCUGCCAGGAGCUUGUAGAAAGCAAACUUUCCUCCCUCCGUCUCGCCACGCUGCCAAUAGCAUCUCUGCUCGCGAGCGGCCGUGCCUGCUCUUCAAAGCAUUGAUUUACAAUUUGUUGCUGCUGUCACCGAGGAACUCCCGCUGCUGCUUACUACGGGCUUGCUGCUUUGCCAGGAUGGUCCCGAUGGGAGCCGAAUUGCUGCUGGAGCUGACAGGCCGGAGCAGGAGAGCAUCGCUCCUGGGGAGCAACAAUACCAAAUCGGGGUUCUAGCCCUUUAAAUCCGAUCCGGUACUGAAAAAAAAAAAAAAAAAGAGCGAGCAGGCAAGCAGGAGAGAGCCUUCAGACUCUUUCAAUUAACGCUUGUACUAUAUUCUGUCUUCUCAAGUAGCGGUAGGCACUCUCACUUCUGGACGACCUCGGGGCUCGCCAGCACCACGGCAUGGCUGGGGGCAGCCGCUCACCUGGGACCGGCAGCAGCAGAGUCACACUGCUCGCUUCGCUCUCCCCAUGAUGAGCUCGCGCACCUCCGUGAACCUGCCGCUGCAUCUGCCUGAUGGGGCUGAUCGAAGAGCGUGGAGAGGGGCAGCCCAAGCAUGAAGGUGGCCGAGGGGACGAGUCGCCCAGGGAGACGGAGGAGCUGCAGGAGAGGAGCAGGCAACCAGAGUUUCCCUCCUGGGAGAAGAUGCCAUUCCACCAUGUAACAGCUGGCUUGUUGUACAAAGGCAACUACCUGAACCGAUCGCUCUCCGCUGGCAGCGACAGUGAACAGCUAGCAAAUAUCUCUGUGGAGGAACUGGAUGAAAUCCGUGAAGCUUUCCGGGUGCUGGACAGGGAUGGGAAUGGCUUUAUAUCCAAGCAGGAGCUGGGCAUGGCGAUGCGCUCGUUGGGAUAUAUGCCCAGUGAGGUGGAGCUGGCGAUUAUCAUGCAGCGCCUCGACAUGGACGGGGAUGGCCAGGUUGAUUUUGAUGAAUUUAUGACCAUUCUGGGACCUAAGCUGGUAUCAUCAGAAGGCAGAGAUGGCUUUCUGGGAAAUACAAUAGACAGCAUAUUCUGGCAGUUCGACAUGCAGAGGAUAACACUAGAAGAGCUGAAACACAUCCUCUACCACGCCUUCCGGGACCACUUAACGAUGAAGGACAUUGAGAACAUCAUUAUCAAUGAAGAGGAGAGUUUAAAUGAAAACUCUGGCAACUGUCAGACAGAGUUCGAAGUGCAUGCCCAGAAGCAGAACAGACAGACCUGUGUACGGAAGAGCCUUAUCUGCGCAUUUGCCAUGGCCUUUAUUAUAAGCGUGAUGUUGAUUGCGGCCAACCAGAUCCUGCGGAGCGGCAUGGAGUAGCCUCUUGCCAUGACACUGUGAACCAAACUGACCAUGCAUGCGCAUGCCACCGGGUGAGCUUCCCCCGAACCGACUCUCACACGGCAAAGAGACAGAGGCAGGCAGAUAACGCACCAUUCGACAAGGAGCCUGGGGCCAGCAGCGUAACGUGUCUUGUGAAUCAACUACAUCCUUUUGGCAGGGACAUAAAAGGGCUGUCUUAAUGCUUUAAAGGUUUUGUUUCCUAAUGCAAUAAAAAAAAUACACAGGAGUUCUGAAUUAUUGCUUCAAAACAGCAAUGGUAACUUGGAAGACACUUUCAUCCAGCGGUCUGUUUUGCAGUUUCAAGGAGGCACAGCCUCGUGACUCAUUGCAGCGGGGCUGUCUUUUAACCUAGGGGCCAACUGACUAUUUUGCAUAGCUCUCCGCCGGGCCCACAUUCCCAAGAAGUUGAUCGUAGCAUUGCCACAAGCAAGUCUUUUUCAUUUUAUUUCAUGUACUUCAGCUUCACUUUGUUUUUCCCUUAUGACCAUGCCUUUGAGUUUACGGCAUUAGAGGGGAGCUAGAGCAUCCUUGUACAGUAUUUUCAAAGUAAAAAGAGGAGAAUUUGCCAGCAUCAUACAAAAUGUCUAUUUUUGCGUCAUAAAUGCUGCCUUUGACACCAGACUGUGGGGUAGCAUGAGUCUGUUUGCCAUUUUUUCCCACCGCGAAUCAGGGUUUAAGAACCACCACCUGCUUUCACACAUGGGCAUUCCUGAGAUUUGUGCACAGUCUUCCAGCUGACUGCAACCACCAGCACCAGCCUUCUCUUUGGUCCCACCUGCGUAUUCAACAACAUUUUCUUUCCAGAAGUCUUGCCCUCUCACUAUAUUGGUCUUCAACAACCUUAUCUGAGACCAAAACCAAAAGGAAAGCUCUUUCUCAGCUUUUCUCCCUGCUCCUCACCUGCCCGAUUUUUAUUUCAUUUCAUUUGCCCUGGUUGUAAUCUGCAGUGAAUCCUCCAUGUCAGACACCUUCUCAUGAGAGACAUUGCAUAUUCACCUGUGUGGUGAUGUGGGUUUUGACCAGCCAGCUGCUCCAGACCCUCAUUGGAGCCGUCCCAUCACUGCCGCCACCGCUCCACCCAUCCCUUGGACGGGCUCAAGAGAGGAUGAGCUGGAAAGCAGGCUGCAGCAAGAGAAGAAGGAAUCAAACUUGAGCAUACCGCCAUAUGUUAUGCAGUGUGUCAGACUUUCAGAUCCCGCAAGUGUUAGUUAUUUUUCCUGGAAGAGAUUUUAAUGUGCAGCAAGGAGAAGAUGGAGUGAUGCAAACAAGAGACACAACACAUCCCGUGGAAAGUGCAGGGACUGCACACUCCUGGAGCCAGGAUUACAUCUGAAAGUGUUUCUCCUUUUAAACAUGAUACAAAUCCUUGCAGUUACCUUCAGAUAAACUGUGCAUCUGCAUGUCACCCCUGGGAGAGAUCUGGUUUCCUUGACCUCAUGGGAGAUAUUUGCGGCUGGCACGUGCGGAGCCAGCGCGGGAAGCAUUCACGCAGGCGUCAGAGCUGCGGUGGCUUCAUGCUGCCAGCUGGGCAAGCUCCAGAAACACCAAGGAACGGUGAGAUCCUGCUCCUGGAACAUAGAUGACUGUUUCCUGUGUCAUGAGAGGGGGCAGGAUGGCUCCCAGAGGGAUUGUGGACCAUGAGCUUCCCUCGUCCUACACAGCAGUCAUUGGCUUAAGCCUGGAUCCAUCCCAAAGACUUGUUUCAGGUCUUUUUUUUUUUUUUUUUUUUUUUUUUGUUAUAAGUUCAAUUGAUAAUAUUUAACCUGUAUUUCUUUUUCAUAGCCUAAUUUGAAAAUGUGUUUCUCAUUGUUCUGUCUCCCACUACCCUUUUAAACUCACGUCACUGCUUAGGAUUUUGUCUUUAGGUGUGUGUUGUAGUCACCCACUUCCACAUUGCCAUUUUCCUGGUGCCCCCCUCCAUAUCUGAAGACGACAGCUGUCAUUUCCAAAGCGGCUGAGUUGUUUUUCUGCCUUCCACAAACACACACUUCUGUAUUUCUGUUCCGCUGUGACUAAUAGAGGUCAACCACAAAACAUUCCAGUAAAAUUUUUACAUCUCCCAGAAGAUGGAGGGAUUUGUGUUUCCUAUAGGGCAGGAGCAGACUUCAAACCAACAGCAGAAAAUCAUAGGCAAGCUCAAGCAAAGGAUUCACUCUGCUGGGGAAAACCAGGGGUGCUCCCAACACUCACUGUGCUGGAUAUUGCAGAUAAUGAGCUUGGAGAUCUUUUUGAGGGAACUGUCAUCCACAUUUUUAGGUCUCAGGGGCACAUGAAUUGGUGGGGGCAGCAGAAAAAAGUCUAAAUGUUACUUGCCACCGAGUGGUACUUCCUAAGAUUUUUUUUUUCCUGGGAUGGUGCUGGAGUGGAUGUGAGAAGCAGAGCAGACGGAGAUGGAGCAGAGGUGGGCACUGACCCACCAGCCCCGCUCAGCACAGUGGCUCCAUGGGGCAGAGCAUUGCCUCUUCGCUUAGCACAGAAAGACAAGUAAAACAUACACCAGGCUCUUCUCCACGUUCUUCUCACUCAUCCAACAGCUAACACCAGGCAGACUCCAAUUAUAACAGCUACCUUACAGACAAGAUAAUCUUUUCCAUUCCUCCAAGCUUUCUAGAGGCUCCAUAAUUUCUACAUGCAUGUUCCA
This is a messenger RNA of Cygnus olor (mute swan), 5171 nucleotides long. RefSeq names its product calneuron 1 (gene CALN1). Gene Ontology annotation, molecular function: calcium ion binding. The transcript is spliced from 7 exons. Lineage: Eukaryota; Metazoa; Chordata; Aves; Anseriformes; Anatidae. Bases 1721 to 2506 code for a protein of 261 amino acids. The record is from RefSeq and is a predicted model, not a curated record.